UUGUUACAGAUCGAUCCGCACAAAAAUCAAUGCACUAAAACGCAAGCAAGAUGGCGCCACAAGAGCGAACUUCGUGCUGCGAGGACGAUUCCCGCCAAAACCACGCCAUAGACAACCUCUCAAACAUAGACUUAGGCUUCGUGAACAAGGGCUACCAACCUGACAGCGACAAACCCACAGAGAAUGUUGCCAGCCCGAAAAAAGAAAAAAAGGCAACGGAUUUCGACGAUUUACUGCCAUAUGUCGGGGAAUUCGGGUUGUAUCAGAAGAUAUUGUUUUUACUGAUGAUACCGUUCGCGUUUUUCGUGGCGUUCGUGUAUUUCUCGCAAAUUUUUAUGACCCUGGUGCCGGAGCAGCAUUGGUGCUGGGUUCCGGAGCUGGCGAACCUGACUGUGGAGGAGAGACGAGCCCUCGCCAUCCCCCCCAAAUCCGAGGGCCCCUUCUCCCACGACCGCUGCCGCAUGUACUCGACGAACUGGACGCAGGCGCUGGCCGAGGGCCGGACGACGCCGGACGACGAGUGGCCGAUAGUUCCUUGUACCAAGUGGGAGUACAAUAGGAGCGACGUGCCGUAUGACACUAUAGCUAGUCAGCUGGACUGGGUGUGCGAGAAGGAUAACCUAGCGGCGACGUCUCAGGCCAUCUUCUUCUGCGGGGCCAUAGUGGGGGGCCUGCUGUUUGGCUGGAUCGCCGACAAGUAUGGAAGGAUACCGGCUUUAGUAGGCACAAAUCUGAUCGGCUUCGCGGCUGGCGUCGGAACUGCGUUCAGUCACAGCUUCUGGACCUUCUCCGUAUGCCGGUUCCUCGUCGGCUUCGCCUUCGACAACUGCUUCACUAUGAUGUAUAUCCUGGUUCUCGAGUACGUGGGACCAAAAUGGCGGACAUUCGUGGCCAACAUGUCAAUCGCUCUAUUCUUCACCUUGGCGGCGUCUCUGCUGCCAUGGAUAGCGCUGUUGGCCGAUGACUGGAGGACGUUCGCGUUGGCGACAAGCGCGCCUUUCAUCAUGGCUGCGGCCACGCCCUGGCUGGUGCCGGAGAGUGCCAGAUGGCUGGUGUCGCAAGGAAAAAUCGAGAAGGCCCUGACAAUCAUGAAGAAAUUUGAAAGGAUCAACAAAACGAAGAUUCCGGAGAAGGUUCUCAGUGAUUUCACGGAGUCAUCCCUAAAAACCAUCAAAGAAAACGAGGCCGAAAACCGGACAUACUCCGUCCUCGACCUCUUCCGUACGCCUCGUCUGCGGCGCAACGCGAUACUUCUCAUCGUCAUCUGGAUGGCUAUCUCGUUAGUCUUCGACGGCCACGUCAGGAACGUGGGGUCUUUAGGCCUCGAUGUAUUCUUAACAUUCACUGUGGCCUCGGCUACUGAGUUACCCGCUGAUACGUUCCUCACUGCUGUUCUAGACAGAUGGGGCAGAAGAUGGCUCGCCUGUGGUUCCAUGGUAAUAAGUGGCGUGUUCAGUUUACUGGCCACUGCUGUACCAGUUGGUGGACCUUCGGCCUCGCUAGCCAUCCUCGGCCGCUUCGCCGUGAACAUCUCUUACAAUAUCGGACUCCAAUACGCGGCUGAACUACUGCCUACUGUCGUAAGGGCGCAAGGCGUAGCGCUCAUCCAUAUCAUGGGCUACGUAGCCAGUAUAGUGGCGCCCUUCGUUGUCUAUUUGGCCACCGUAUCGCAGGAACUUCCCCUCCUGAUCCUGGGCGUCCUGGGCAUCGUCGGGGGCCUGCUCUGCCUGUUCCUACCAGAAACUAUGGACACGGAGAUGCCUCAGACCCUCCAGGAUGGGGAGAACUUCGGCAAAGACCAGAAGUUUUGGGACAAUCCCUGCUUCAACAGAAAAAAAGCCGAAAACGACGAAGAAAACCCGGGCCGCUACACCAAACGGAACUCGGUGACCCAACCCCAAGAGUUCGUGAGAGCCAUCCCUUCCAUCGGCUCAAGGGCAUCCAUUCGAGCUUCCAUCAGGGCCUCCAUGAGGUCCAGGAGACAGGAGAAUGGAGUUUGAGGUCAAAGUACUGAUAAUUGAUAGUUUUGGUUGUGACUACGCUUAUAUACUGUCAUGUGAUAUUGCUGAUCUGAUUUGGCAUCAGAAAAUUUGACUAUCAGCUCUUUGGCAAGCUAAGUGAUUUGAUAGGUAGAGCUUUUGAUAGCCAAAGAGCCUCAAAGAGCUUUUGACAAAGAGCCUUUGAUAGGCAAAGAGCUUUUGAUAGCCAAAGAGCCUCAAAGAGCUUUAGGCAAAGAGCCUAUGAUAGGCAAAGAGCCUCAAAGAGCUUUAGGCAAAGAGCCUAUGAUAGGCAAAGAGCCUCAAAGAGCUUUAGGCAAAGAGCCUUUGAUAUCCAAAGAGUCUCAAAGAGCUUUAGGCAAAGAGCCUUUGAUAGGCAAAGAGCUUUUGACAGGCAAAGAGACUUCGUCUGGGAAAGAGCCUUUAACAGACAAGAGCUAUCUAAGGCAAACCUUUGACAGGCGAAGCGCUUUUGACAGGCAGCUCUAAAGCAAGGAGCCUGCAAAGAGCAUUUGAUAGGCAAAGAGCUUUUGUCCGAUAGGGCUAAAGACUUUUGACAAGCUAGUCUACAGGAUCCGACUUAGGAAUGUAA
Cydia splendana is the source of this 2589-nucleotide messenger RNA. RefSeq names its product organic cation transporter protein-like. Gene Ontology annotation, biological process: transmembrane transport. NCBI's taxonomy places the organism in Eukaryota, Metazoa, Arthropoda, Insecta, Lepidoptera, Tortricidae. Gene Ontology annotation, molecular function: transmembrane transporter activity. The coding region runs from base 51 to 2000 and encodes 649 amino acids. The record is from RefSeq and is a predicted model, not a curated record. Gene Ontology annotation, cellular component: membrane. The transcript has 11 exons.